Messenger RNA from Monoraphidium neglectum, 1381 nucleotides. Its product is annotated as endonuclease. The annotation marks the transcript as partial. Gene Ontology annotation, cellular component: nucleus; mitochondrial inner membrane. Lineage: Eukaryota; Viridiplantae; Chlorophyta; Chlorophyceae; Sphaeropleales; Selenastraceae. The transcript is spliced from 8 exons. The record is from RefSeq and is a predicted model, not a curated record. Gene Ontology annotation, molecular function: RNA endonuclease activity; nucleic acid binding; metal ion binding. Gene Ontology annotation, biological process: apoptotic DNA fragmentation.
AUGGCCACUCGGGCGGCGGCAGGCGCCGACGGCGGCCUGGAGCCGUGCGACGGUGCGCCGCACAGCAUGCCCUCGCAGCCCGAGCCAGAGCCAUGGCAACCACGUGUCCACACAGGCUUCCCCUUCGCCCUGCGAAUCGGCGCUACGGGCCUGGGCGCGGGCGCCGGCUGUGGAUUUGGGAUCGGGCUCGGCAGGCCGCUGGCGCUGGGGGGGCUGCCGGUUGCUGGCCAGGCCGUCCAAGGACUAGGUGCAGGCCUGGCGCCGCUGCAAGGUGUUGCGGCGGAAGCGCGCCGCCGCGUCCUGGCAAUGGGCCUGCCCGGCGUAGAUGCCGGGCUCGGCUGUGGCGUGGGCGUGGGAUGGGGCUUCUUCGCAGCGGGCGUGCUGGUCAAACCAUCUGCGUGGGAGGCGCUCGCAGAGUGCGCUCAGCGGCUCGCAGGCUCGGCGGCUGACACAGUUAUGUCGUCGCUGCAUUCGGCCGGCGUCACCCUGCCGUCCCAAACUCCGUGGUUGAUGGGCCCCACUGGCACAACUGGCCUGGCCGCGCGUUCCUUUGCGGCCCCCAUCCGGCCUGGCAUCUUGAGCGGCGGCGGCGCUGUCAGCUCAUUGGCGCACCCCGAGCAGCUACCGGGGCCGGGGCGCACGCCGCCGCAGGCCGACCACCUGCGACAGGCGAAGGACGGCAGCUUCACUGAUGGCGGCAUGGCCUCGCUGCGAUCGGUAUGGGCACUCAGUGAUACUCAACCAAGGCUGCGACAUUUCGCAGUGGGCCUGGCGGUGGGUGGCGCUCUUGGCGUCGGUGGCGCGCUCGUCUACCUGAGAAACGGCGCAUCCCGGCCCGCCAGCCCAGCGUGGCAGCUCGCAGGCCGCGGGUCUACGGACCAGGACCUGUCCCACCCGGCCAUCAAGUUUGGCAUCCCGCAGACGGAGCAGCUGCGCUUCUUCUCCGGCUUUGUGUCGUGCCUCGACGGCGCCACGCGCAACCCCAAGUGGGUCCUGGAGCACAUCACAAAGGACUCCCUCAAGGGGGAGGGCACCAGGGACCAGUCGCUGUUUUACGAGGACCCCGGGGCCGAUGCGCGAUUCAGGUCAAAACUGUCCGACUUCCAGGACUCUGGCUAUGACAGGGGCCACAUGGCGCCGGCGGCCAACCACAAGGCGUCCCAAAAGGCAAUGGACGAGACCUUUGCCCUCAGCAACAUUUCGCCCCAGGUGGGUGUCGGGUUCAACCGCGACUACUGGGCGCGCUUCGAGAAGUUUGUCAAGGAUGUGGUGCGCCAGUCUGACGGCGUGUACAUAGUGACGGGGCCCCUCUACCUGCCGACGCCGGAGGCCGACCCGGCCAGCGGCAGGACGGGGUGGCGCAUGCAGUACCCCUUGAUAG